Elgaria multicarinata webbii is the source of this 793-nucleotide messenger RNA. RefSeq names its product coiled-coil domain containing 25 (gene CCDC25). The transcript is spliced from 9 exons. The record is from RefSeq and is a predicted model, not a curated record. Lineage: Eukaryota; Metazoa; Chordata; Lepidosauria; Squamata; Anguidae. Bases 86 to 709 code for a protein of 207 amino acids.
ACCGGAAGUCGCUGGCCGCCCGUGAGUGUCUCUGGCUUUCGUCCCCCUGACGGACGCGAAGGAGACCCCCCCGCGGCCCGUUGCCAUGGUGUUCUACUUCACGUCCAACGUUGUUCCUGCCGCUUACACAAUUUAUAUGGGAAAAGAUAAAUAUGAAAAUGAAGACCUAAUAAAAUAUGGCUGGCCUGAAGAUGUUUGGUUUCAUGUGGACAAGCUCUCUUCCGCGCACGUGUACCUCCGGCUACACAAGGGGCAGACGAUGGAUGAUAUCCCGAAGGAGGUCUUGAUAGAUUGUGCACACCUUGUGAAGGCCAACAGCAUCCAAGGCUGCAAAAUGAACAACGUCAACGUGGUGUACACCUCGUGGGCCAACCUGAAGAAAACGGCAGACAUGGACGUGGGGCAGAUUGGUUUUCACCGGCAGAAGGACGUCAAGAUAUUGACGGUGGAGAAGAAAGUGAAUGAGAUCUUGAACCGGCUGGAGAAGACCAAAGUGGAGCGAUUCCCAGACCUGGAGGCGGAGAAGGAAGGCCGCGACCGGGAAGAGAGGAACGAGAAGAAGGCCCAGAUCCAAGAGAUGAAGCGGAAAGAGAAAGAGGAGGUGAAGAAGAAGAAAGAGAUGGAGGAGCUGAGAAAUUACUCUUCCUUAAUGAAGGCAGAGAACAUGUCCUCCAAUCAGGACGGCAACGACUCGGACGAUUUCAUGUAAGCGAAGGCGCCCUCCUUUCGGGAGACGAAGGUGGAACUUGACAUCUGAGCGCUUUGCUGUUGAUGCCAAAAAUGAGCACAUGAA